Nomascus leucogenys (northern white-cheeked gibbon) is the source of this 1446-nucleotide messenger RNA. Its product is annotated as leucine-rich repeat-containing protein 37A-like. The coding region runs from base 75 to 1442 and encodes 455 amino acids. The record is from RefSeq and is a predicted model, not a curated record. The transcript has 6 exons. Lineage: Eukaryota; Metazoa; Chordata; Mammalia; Primates; Hylobatidae. Gene Ontology annotation, molecular function: protein binding.
CUCCAGAGUUCCCUCAGGAGAUAGAACCAUCUGUAACUCAGCAGGAGGUUCCAGCUGAGAUUCCAGAGCUCUCUAUGGAGGCAGAACCUUCUCUGACCCAGCAGGAGGCCACAGUUCAGGCUCCAGAGUCCCCUAAGGAGGUAGAACAUUCAAGGCAGCAAAUGGUCCCAGUUCAGCUUCCAGAGCCACCUAAGGAGUUUGCUGCUCAACCUCCAGCUCAUUAUGAGGUGACAGUCCCAACACCAGGCCAGGAUCCAGCUCAGCAUUCAACAUUGCCCAGUGUCACUGUUCAACCUUUGGACCUGGGACUUACCAUCAUUCUAGAAUCCACGACAGAGGUUGAACUUUCUCCAACCAUGCAGGAGACCCCAACUCAGCCUCCUAAGAAAGUUGUACCCCAACUUGAAAUAUAUCAAGAGGUAACAAUUCCAACACCAGGUCAGGAUCGAGCUCAGCAUCCAAUGUCACCCGUUCAACCUUUGGACCUGGGACUUACCGUCACUGCAGAACCCACUAUGGAUGUUGAACAUUCUACACCCCUGAAGAGGACUAUAGUUCCUCCAAAGCACCUUAAGGUGACAAUUCCACAUCCAGAUCAGAUUCAGACUCAGCAUUCACACCUGACUGAAGCCACAGUUCAACCUCUGGACCUGGAGCUUAGCAUAACUACAGAGCCUACUACAGAGGUUAAACCAUCUCCAACCACGCAGGAAACCUCAGCUCAGCCUCCAGACCCGGGACUUGCCAUAACUCCAGAACCCACUACAGAGAUUGGACAUUCCACAGUCCUGGAGAAGACUACAGCUCCUCAUCCAGACCAGGUUCAGACUCUGCAUCGAAGCCUGACUGAGGUCACAGGUCCACCUACAAAGUUAGAAUCUUCGCAGGAUUCAUUGGUGCAGUCUGAAACUGCACCAGAGGAGCAGAAGGCCUCCACAAGCACCAACAUAUGUGAGCUCUGUACCUGCGGAGAUGAGACUCUGUCAUGUGUUGAUCUCAGCCCAAAGCAGAGGCUCCACCAAGUGCCUGUGCCAGAGCCCAACUCCUACAAUGGCAUCUUCACCACCUUAAAUUUCCAAGGAAACUAUAUUUCAUACAUUGAUGGAAAUGUAUGGAAAGCAUACAGUUGGACCGAGAAACUAAUUCUCAGUGAAAAUUAUUUGACUGAAUUACAUAACGAUUCAUUUGAAGGCCUGCUAUCCCUCCAGUAUUUAAAUCUGGGCUGCAAUUUAAUUACGGAACUGAGCCACGGAACAUUUCAGGCCUGGCACGGAAUGCAGUUUUUACACAACUUAAUUCUCAAUCGCAAUCCUCUGACUGCUGUCGAAGAUCCAUAUCUCUUUGAACUGCCGGCAUUAAAAUAUCUCUUUCUUCUUCAGAGACAUGGGAACAACGCACAUCACACUUACAACGCUCAAGAACAUUCUCACGAUGACUGUUGAACUG